This is a messenger RNA of Dissoconium aciculare CBS 342.82, 635 nucleotides long. RefSeq lists its product as uncharacterized. Lineage: Eukaryota; Fungi; Ascomycota; Dothideomycetes; Mycosphaerellales; Dissoconiaceae. The coding region runs from base 125 to 538 and encodes 137 amino acids. The record is from RefSeq and is a predicted model, not a curated record. The transcript has a single exon.
AACGGGGUGCGAUUAUGACUUCGCUAUGGUCCUGGAAUCACCUGAUUCCAGCGCUUGAGGAUUGGCCCCAGUUGAGACGAGUCGCCGACGUCAAGACUCCGUCAAUCUGCAGUAAGCAGCAACGAUGGGUGCAAUUCUAAGCCGUUUGCUUGAGUUACGAUCCGGAAUGAUGUCGCUCAGUCCUUGCACAACAGAGAUCAAACGACGCGACUUACACGGAGAUCGAAUUGGGAUUUUCCUCGGAAUUUGCAAACUUCGUAAGUAUUUGAGGUGCCGUGGCUCACGGGCGGCAAACAGUGUAGGAACCUCACGCAUCUUGAUCCUGGUUGAACUGCUCUUGCCCGUGUGCACAGUCGUAUUGUUGCACAGGCCUCCCAGGCGCUGGCGUUGCGCCCCCCGAAGCGUACGGAUUAAAUCUUUUCGCUUUGCAUUCAUCCACCGGCAAUCCUCCAUAAGUACUGCGACAGUAGCUGAGUUUAAUUCGGGCUAUGGCUUCGUCUCCGAAAGAAGUUCAAUCACGAGUCCUUUUAGGCCGUAGUCCGUCAGUUGCUGGCGCACAACGUGAUUUCGCAUUUUCAGCGCAAGGAAGCAAGAGUCGAGCAAGAGUCAUUCGAUCGUAUUGCGCAAGUAUGAUC